Lethenteron reissneri (Far Eastern brook lamprey) is the source of this 6495-nucleotide messenger RNA. RefSeq names its product transmembrane protein 229A (gene TMEM229A). NCBI's taxonomy places the organism in Eukaryota, Metazoa, Chordata, Hyperoartia, Petromyzontiformes, Petromyzontidae. The record is from RefSeq and is a predicted model, not a curated record.
UUGCGUUAAACUGGUGCCUGAAGCUCCUCUCCGGGAUCUCAUCUCGGCGCCCUGCACCGCCCUGCGGCGGCCCCGCAUGCACCGAGCGAAGUGAGUGCUGCAUCGGCGGGCAAGAAGAGAGAGGGGGGGGCGAAGCGGAACGUGGCGUAGACGCCGGCUAUCGAAGUGAGCGCGUGUCCGCAGGGUGGCCAGCACAGUGAGACCGCGUGAUGUCAUAAUCCGCAGACAAAACCGGCCCAACUUUAGAUCCCACGCCACAACCCCACCGCCACCACCACGACCACCACCGCCAACAUGCCGAUCACGCGGCGCCUGGGCCCCCGCAAGUCCCCGCAUCAGGGCUCGGCUCACCCGACCGGGGGGUCUCGCUGCACCAGCAGUAGCAGCAGCAGCAUUAUCAGCAGCGGCGGAAGCAGCCGCACCAGCCCGUCGACACCGACGGAAGCCGUCAGCCACAACGGCUCUGCGCCGCCGACGAUGCCGCCGACGACCCUAGCGGAGCAGCGGUCCCCGGCGCCGCGCGACCCGCCGACGGCCGGCGGCGGCGAGCGCCUGUCGCUGUGGUUCCGCCUGUACCUGUACGCGAUCCACGGCAUCGCGCUCGACGUGCUGCUGUCGGCGGCGCUGUCCUUCCGCCGCACGGGCGACUGGCGCCUCUUCGGCUUCUCGUCGCCGUACUUUGCGCUGUCGCACGCGCUCGUCGCGCUGGCGCUCGAGAAGGCGUACGUGCUGCAGAAGCGCCUCUUCCCGGCGAGCCCCAUCUGGUGCAAGCUGGUGCUCCUCUCGCUCGUGUUCGUCGCGAGCCGCCUGUCGACGCGCACCGCGCUGCUGGGCCGCGUCGCGCAAGACGGCGAGCGAGCCGCCGCCUCGUCCGUGCCCUUCAACCUCCUCGUCGCCCUCUACUACACCUUCGUCUUCCUCGACGACUUCCUGCGGCUGCGCUACGCCCGCGACGUCGCCCUGCCCGCGUCGCUCCAGCGCAGCGCGCGCCUCUCCAUCCCGCCCGCCUUCCACCUCCUCUUCUUCGGCGUGCAAGGCCUGGUGGACGAGGUGUUCUUCACGGCGUUCUUCAACCUCUUCGAGAAGUCCGACUGGACGCUGCACGGGCACACGUCGCUCUGGUCGUUCGCCAUGUACGGCAGCUGCAGCUUCGUGGUGGAGCGCCUGUACCUGCACCUGGCGGGCCGGCGCGGCUGGGGCACGCUCAGGCGGCUGCCCGUCUACAUCGCGUGCAUCUACACGUGGGAGUUCACCUGGGGGCUGGCGCUGCGCCAGAUCGGCGCCUGCUCCUGGGAUUACUCGCACUACCCGCUCAACUUCAUGGGCCUCAUCACGCUCAUGUACCUGCCCGGCUGGGUGCUGCUCAGCCUCUACCAGGACGUGCUGUCCAAUGUGCUCCUGAGGUUGCGGUACGCCGAGCAAAACUCGGUGUGCUAAGUGGGGGAGUGUAAAUUUUAUUUAAUAAAAUAUAUAUUAAAUGUUUAGGGACGAUGUAAACGAUUUCUACAUUUUCAGGCUGGGGGGGGGGGGGAGGGUACGGAGCACGCAAUUGAUUUUAGUUUUUAUCGCGUAGGUUGCAGCAGCGUCGACGCAUUGUGAAACUGAAAAUAUCGCGCAGUGCUCGACAAGCGGUGUGCCACGACACACGAGGAAGAAAUCGAAAUUGUAGGAAAGAACCUCAAGAAACCAUCACCACCCCCCCACCCCAACUCACGCCGUAGCCCUCGGCAACGGCGCAGCGUAACUCGGUGUGACGCGCAAUGAAAAAGCGUUUGAGAAGCACUGAAAAUAUCGCGCGCGCCUUGCCAACCCCAGCGCUUGACCAUAAUUGUUCAUGGGUUCUGCGAGCCAUACAAAUGUGCCGGGCUGGGAGACCAACUCGUGUCUGUCAGGUCCGGGGUGAGCCUCUGUGUGUGGCUGGCAUCUCCAGCUGCCGUGCGAAGAAUGGUGCCCAUCGUUGAUUUGGGUCUUUUUGUUUUUUUCAGAAAAAUCUCACAACCCAUCGCCGCUAAUUUCGUAAAGCCCUUUGUCAAUCCGCUGCUGGACAAAGGCCUCCCACCCAUGCCAUGCAGUUAAGAAGUCCAUACUUUAAAACUGGGCUGGCAGCCUGCAGCAGUAGUCUGCCGGCUGAGUUUUUAAACCUUUCUAUCCUGGAACACAUUUUGAAAGCAAAGGUUGUAUCCAAAGGGUAAGCUCGUUACCCCUUCCAUAUGGUAACCACUUCCCACCCCCCCCAACGCCCCCACCUUCCCUCCAACGCCCCCACCUUCCCUCCUUCACCGAAAAUAGUCGCCAACUCUGUAAAAAUCCCUGCAGUGAGCUCUGUAAAUAAUGAGGCAUACGACCCUCAAAGCCGAGCAGUGUGUGUUUGUUGUUGGAGUGGACCAUGCGCUGGGAAAUGUGAAAAAAACACAGCAAAAGAACAUCAAACUGCAUGGGAAACACGCGAGGUAGCGUUCGCUCCGAAGCUCGGGGUGCGGUUAAAGGAUUCUAUGAACAAUUAUUUUUUAUUUUACCAGGUAAGGCCCCACUUGGGCCACAUAGCUCUUUUUCAGAAGCGACGUGGCCACAAAUGACAGCUCAACGAAGUGGCUUAUCACGUGCACAUUUACAGCAGCCAAACACACUGUGAACGCAGGUAAAAUCUAGAUGCGGAGGGAAAUAUAAAGGACCCAGAGAAAAAUACACACCGCCGCGGGGAGAGAGACACCGCAAACUCAAAAUAUACAGCAGCAGGUGUCAGGGUCGAGAUUGAACCCACGACCUCCAGUAUAUCAGGCGAGGGAGUUAACAUCUCGCCAACGAGGACUCAGAAGAAGUGUUGGAACCUGGAUAUGACAACACCAAUGGACGGAUGAGUUCCGGAGGACACUCCUUCACGUUGUGGUGACUCGCUCUGCAGCCAUUGCGUGAAUAACUUCCUCAACUGUGACAUUCAAAUCCUGAAAGGGUACUGGUAUUGCGAAAUGAAAUAAAACGAGGGAAUAAUCCUCCGACACGUGUCACCACAUCAACUGUAAUUGUUCAUGCGAUGAGUUCUACGAGCCAUACAAAUAUCCGGACCGGGAUACCAACUCGUGUUUGUGAGGUCGGGUGAGCCUCUGUGUGUGGCUGGCAUUUGCAGCUGUUGUGAUAAGAAUAUGCUGACUGAUCGUGUUUUCAUUUUUUUAUUCUAAAAUAUCACAACCCCACUAUUUUUGAAUAGCCCUUUGUCAAUCCACUGCUGGACAAAGGCCUCCCACCCAUGCCUUGGAGUUGAGAAGUCAUGAGGGUCGUUUGACCAUACUUCACCAACCUAGUUUGUUGUUGUUAAUUGGGGGGGGUGGACCCACAAGUUCAAAUAUCACUCGCAACUGAUGUUAUUUGUGGCCCAGCAUUGAUCUUCAGUCAGCGGAUUCGUAGCACACUCGCGCUCAAACUGUGACAUCGCUGCAUUCCCAUCGCCACUCCACAGUACAGGAUGUCUUGUGACCCCCCCCCCCCCCCCAUUUAAUUCUGCGAAACUUAAUAUUUUUUAAAGUAAGGUUUAUUUUAAUACAGUAAUAAAUACGCAAAGGCAACACAUUUUUAAGGGGUCGAUUAAUUGGAGGAGGGGUCACAAGACAUCUGGGCCACCUGUACAACGAGCUUUAUCCCCACGCGAACGUUGAACGUUGCACGAACGUUGCGCCAACACUGGCACGUGUUUACUGGGUAGUCACGGCCCGCUGUCCGCCUGCUCUGAAGCAAGACACUUUGUCCACAAAAAACCCAUCGCACCCACCCAGUUACUUUAACACUUACCCGGCAUCGUUUGUCAAUGACGACGGUGGAAAUGCGAGUUUUCGUACGGCUGCAAAUUGCAGUCACUGAUCCUGAAACUCGAUGAAGCAGUCGAAGGGAAACAGCGAUGAAUCCUCUCCCGGGCCACGCUCCCACCCCUAACGUCAUCACUAGGCUUCGGCAAGGUAAUGUAAUUGUACCCUUUUUACCGGGUAAAACGGUAAAGGUAAAGGUGUCGACAUGCCAAGGGAUAAGGGUAAAGGGUAGGGUAAAAGGUAGGCUCGUUGCUUUUUACCGUUUACCUUAUCUGCCAAAGGGUAAAAGGUAGGGUAGAGUGAUUGUAUUGUGGUAAGGUAAAAGGUAGGGUAAAGGUAGGCUCGUUGCUUUUACACUUUUACCUUACCUUGCCGAGGCCUAGUCAUCACGCACUGCGCGAUUGUGCAUCUGCCGUGAGAGCGUGCCGAUUUUAUACGUGUCGGUUAUACAUAUGUACAUUUUGUUGUUACUUGUUUACAAUUUAACGUUGGCAUUUCUAGCUUCAGAUCAGUCACGUGAAUUGUUUAUGGUCAGGGAUUCAUUUCUCAUGGAAUAUUUUCAGAGAGCACCCAAUCCCCCACCCCCCCCGCCCUCCCCCCUCAUCCUCCCCCCUCGUCCUCCCUCUAACAAUGGUGGGGUGUGGGGGGGGAGAAAUAUUUUCUGGGGCUCAGCCCUGGACAGCUCCGGCUGAUUUCGAGCUCUGUUCCAGUCCAGCUUUCCAUGAUUACCAAACCAUCAGUUGCAAUGCCGCGUGCAGUGGCUUCAGUAGCAUUCGGUUGAGAUUGGUGGUCACGAAAACGUAGACCGUUUGGAGGGACUGCAAGGACUGGGGUUGAGAAACGCCGGGCUCCAGGUCGAGAAUGACUUGUAGCGUAUAGUCGGGGUUUUUAAAAAUGUAAUUCCUCACAACCCAUGGGAGUAAUUAUUUUCGAGUUCAUUAAAAUUUUCAAUUGAGUCGUUACACAUCACGCAUGCCUGAUGAGUGAUAGACAUGCCCCAGAUGUGACGUACUGAAUGCCGAGUAACUGAAUUCGUGCUCAUUAGCGUAUUUACAAAAGACAAAGAUUCCCCCGUAUAGACUGAACAGACUCUUGUUUACACACCGCACCAGGUGCUCAUUUGAAGCUGAGUCGACCUCGUGGGAGGCCCAGGACCAAUUCAGAUAAUCGUUACUGGUGUUGGCUGUGAGCAGGAAUCGAACUCAUGUCACUGGGUUCGCGGCGCAGCGCGCUAACCGCUACAACCAGGCAAACGCUGGGCCGGUUUUGGUUCUCACAGCCUCAUCAAUAGUGUCAGACCUGUUAAACAAAUGCCAUCAAUGGUAUUGGCAAGAGCACUCCACCUUAACAAUGGAGCCCAUUCAGUGCAAGAGUGAACUUGCGUGGGAAAUAGUUUCACGUGUAGGGGUAUAUUAUACUCGCUGUUGAUAUUACUCAGAUGUUCCAAAGUGAAUAAUUAGUACUGUGUAGACGUAAACGCAUGCGUAAACAAUAUCUCUAAUUGCUGUAUAAUUUCAUUUCACCACCUGCAAUCAUGUCUCACCUGCACAGCACCCACGUGACUCUCAUCACACGCGCAGUGCAUUUGCUGCACGUGGAACGAUGUAUCCGAUAGAGAAUCGUGGCAUGCAGUAACCGGUGUUUUCAUUGCGUAAACGUUCUAUGUAAUUGGUUGGUGCAGCGCACGAAGCGGCUGCGUGCUCAGAAGCACUCCCCCACCGCCUUCGUCUCUCCAGUCGCUGUCUGUGUGUUGCACGCUUCAAACACAAACAUCCCCCAGUGUCGCCUCACGACUGCCGUGGAGCCAAGUGCUGUGUUAGCGAGCACCUACGAAGGCCGGAACGACGACGCACGAGGGGUGUGGGUGGCCAGCCACCACACCCGGCCGACUUUGUCUCCCCAGUGGCAAUGUUUUUUUUAAAUCCUUUAUAUUAAGUUCACUUGCUUGCUUGCUUGCGCGCUUACGACCGUGCAAAUCUUUCGGUCGUUUUUUUUAACCCACUUCCCGUCAUCCAAUCGAGCUGACAUUUUGCACACAGACUCGUUGUGCGUGACAAUUUAUUUUCGUGAAAAAAAAAUGUUUUAGGGGAAAAAAUUUUUUUAGGAAUUUUUUUUUUUCAUAUUUAAUUUAAAAUACCAAUGUGAUAAAAAUGAAACUCUUACUCAAGAAAAACAGAAAUGCAUAAUAAAAUAAAACCGAUGCCACGCGUAUAUAUAGUGAAAAACUUUGUUUUUACGGGUUAAUUUUUUACACAUCGCACUAGCUAAUCAAUUGAGGCUGAGUCGACCUAGGGGGAGACCCAGGGACCGGUUCACUACUGAAGGUGAACGCGCUAACCGCGACAAUACCGCUCACCCCCCCCCCUCCCCACGGCAUGUUUCACACACAUGCACACCGCGCACAUCCGGUCGGCUGAACAAUCCCAUGCACCCAUCAUCACAAUACUGACGCGGCGCGUUGCACACGCGGCAGUACAAUGCAAACCCCCUCGAGGGCUGCUUUGUGAUGUUUAUAACGCACCGGCCCCUCGUGAAACGGCCAAAAGCCCCGCGCCGCAAUGUUUGGCUCCCGUUAUUUUCCAACUGCGACGUGCAAUGCUGCGAGAAAAGAUAAGAAAGAAACGCAGCCAAGCAGCCGAUCUGUUCGGUGAGUAAUGAGGGUAACAAUACAGUCGGAUCUUCUUGGUUCUUUCGGUAA